AUGAAGCGUGUGAAGGAGAACAUCAAGGCUCGCUUUUGUCCCCCUGUUAUUGAGAAGGAAGUGGCGCAGCUGCUGAAGCAGCUGUCUCCAAUUGCGCCUCACCGUCUGCCUCUGCUGCCCGAAUCGUCUCUUAUUUCUUUUUGUCCCCCUGUUAUUGAGAAGGAAGUGGCACAACUGCUGAAGCAGCUGUCUCCAAUUGCGCCUCACCAUCCUUCUUGUGGCCGAGGGGAAGGCAUAGCGCUGCUGAAACGCGGCAGCAGAAGCCGCAGCAGCGCCAGCAAUCCCCUUGUCGUGCAGCAGCCGCUUAGGCGGCAUGCAGCGGGAGGCAUAGCUGGCACAGUUGAUGAUCUCCGAAAACUCGGAAUGAUGGAGCUCAGGGCCAGACUACUUCAGUACGGACUCAGCGACGCAGUCAUCCGGACAUUACCCAGGUGGGAUCAAGUUGCGUUGGUGCGGCAGUAUCGCGAUGGGUUCGGGGCUGAGGACGGCAGCAGCAAAGGGAGGGGCGCCGGGGUUCGAUUGCCUACAGAGGAAUACGAAGCAAAACUAUGCAGCAUUUUGAAGCGACAGCAGGCUGCCUUGCGGGCGGAUGAGCCCGUGGUUACUGACACGGAUGAUGAUAUGCCGCCGUCCACGCCGCACCAAUCACAGCAGCAUCAGCUUGGCGCAGACGCAGCUGCUGCUGCGGGCGCUGCUGCCGCAUCGGCAACUGGACAGCAUCAGCAAGGCGGAACGGGAGAAGAUGUCGCCGACGCCCUUUUUGCUGGCUGCGAGGAUUCAGACCACGAGCAAGCAGAUGAGACGGAGUUGGAGAUGAGGGAACUGCAGGUCCUCAGAGACCGCCAGGAGGCGCGCAGCCAGCGCCCCCUGACUCAGGAGGAACAACUCAGGGCGGAAGCAACUGUGCGGGCUGUGCCCUGUCUGCGGUGGACGAGGAAGCGGCGGCAGCAAGUCGGUGAUUCUUUUGCUGCUGACCGCUGCAUUUUGAUAUACGGGGCUGAGAAUAUUAGGACGUUUCUGGCGUGGAGAGACAAACGGCUAGCGAAAAAAAGACAGCGCCAAAUGAGCGCCGUGCACUCGAAAGAGGCGCUGGCAGGCAAACGAAUUUGCCGCGCCUGUGGACGGCCUGGUCACAUCGCUUCAAACGUCAAUUGUCCUCUGUACCGGGGCCCGAAACGCCUGGGCUCGGCCGUGGGGGAGACGGCGGUGAAGCGGAAGCGGCGGCGUACGGGGGGCAGCGACGUGGAGUUGGGUUUAACGGCAGAAACGAAUUUGCACGGAGAGGGGGCUGGAUCUCUCUGCAGCAGCAGCACGCGCCGGAGGAGAGGAGGCCGUGGAGGUGCUGCUGCGCUGCUCAGCGGCAGCAGCGAAGAUGAGAGAGAUGAUGGCUAUGCUGCUGCUGCGGAAGCGACGGCAGACGUCUGGGGCGCAGACGAACCACAACCGGAUGAUAGCGAUGAGGUGUCAUCGGAGCUAGAUGACGAUGAUGAUGAUGAUGAAGGAAUUGGAAAAUCCGGCAAAAGCUCUUUUUCACGGUCUAGCAAGACUGCUAGAGGAAUUGGAAAAUCCGGCAAAAGCUCUUUUUCACGGUCUAGCAAGACUGCUAGACAGAGAAAACGAGGCAGAGGAAGCGGAGGAGCAGCAGACAGAGACGCGGCUCACGUACAGCAGCCCAUAGAUGCCUUAAACGUUUCCUUCGCACGAGUUGUCAAUUUGCUGCUGCAGCAGCAAACAUUCAAGCCGUUCGUUAAUCGUGUGGACGACCGCGUGGCUCCGGGGUAUUCGGUGGUGGUGCAGCAUCCCAUGUUUUUGCGGAAAGUCUUAUCGAAGUGUAGGGAGCGUCAGUACACCUCAGUGGCUGCAUUUAAAGAAGAUAUAGACCUCAUCGUUUGUCACCCGUUCGUUAAUCGUGUGGACGACCGCGUGGCUCCGGGGUAUUCAGUGGUGGUGCAGCAUCCCAUGUUUUUGCGGAAAGUUUUAUCGAAGUGUAGGGAGCGUCAGUACACCUCAGUGGCUGCAUUUAAAGAAGAUAUAGACCUCAUCGUAUCCAACUGUCUCCUUUUCAAUCCAGUCGGCUCACCUUCCGCAUGGCUCAGAGACAGGGCAAUCCAGUUGCAGCAGCUGGCACUGCAGCGGCUCGCUGAGCAGCCCCAAAUUGCUGAAUAUGAGGCGGCCCUGCAGCAAAGUGCCAUCCACAUGCAGCAGCAGCAGCAGUAUCGCUCCUAUGGAUACGAUGACGACUGA
Molecule: messenger RNA, 2244 nt
Organism: Eimeria mitis
Lineage: Eukaryota; Apicomplexa; Conoidasida; Eucoccidiorida; Eimeriidae
Product: Bromodomain, related
Exons: 12
Coding region: 1-2244 (747 amino acids)
Biological process (GO): RNA polymerase II preinitiation complex assembly; transcription by RNA polymerase II
Cellular component (GO): transcription factor TFIID complex
Molecular function (GO): RNA polymerase II general transcription initiation factor binding; TBP-class protein binding; RNA polymerase II general transcription initiation factor activity
Source: RefSeq, a predicted model, not a curated record